AAUAAAAAAUCUGCCUCUCAGGUACUCUUUCUCCAUUUUGUCAUUAUUCAUUAUUCCAUUUUGUCAUUAUUCAGCUCUCUGUGAGCUUUACCUUAUAGGGUUUUGUGGGCAUUAUGAUAUGCAAAUGAGCUACAUCAUGUGCACAUGUUUUGCACAUUACAAAUGAUUGGUAUUUAUCAACAUGCAUUUGAGUAUAAAACGAAUCAGUGUUACUGCAAUAACUUUUGUAAAUCUGGCAAAAAAAAUCUGUAGUUCGAUGUGGACUAAGAAAGUGCACACAUGAUUUUACUGAAAGAUUGAUAAAUGAGGCCCACUGUGUGCACGAAUGAAUUAGAAAUAAUUUUUUACAGUAUUUAGAUUGCCAAAAUGCUCUCAUUUGUCACGCAAAUUAUCAGCCAAUGUAUACAAUAUGCACAUCAUUGUAAAUUUGGAAAAGAAAAAAAAAGUUAAACUGUACAUUCUGGAAAUUCUGCUUGUAGUGUGUUUGUGCAAAUAAGGUUUGCAUGUAUUUACAUGUCCUUUCAUUGUGCUGAAAAAAAAAACAUGGAAAGACAUGGAUAUUUGUUAACUCUAUGAAUAACUAAACCCAGCCUCUUUAUUUCAUUUUAUGUUAUUGUAUUUUUUUUCUUUAGUAAAAGUACACAUUCAGUGAUUUUAGUCCCUCAAAUGGACAAAUACUCAAAAGCAAGUUAUAAAGUACUAUAUUCAAAACUCGUGGAAGAUGAUAUACAGAAUGCUGUCACAACUAAGAUAUAUGAUGUCAUAAAUAUUUAUUCAUUAAUUCGUUCAUGUAUUAAUCUUCAGUAACUGUUUUAUCCCAGGUCAGAGUACCAGUGAAGACUGUAUAUUAUUUAUUUGUCCAUAAUUAUAUUCCUUUAAAUCCAGUGCUAUGAUAUCCUCCUAUCCUAAAUGUUCCAGGAACGUUCCAGAAAUUCAGUAUUAACGGGCAAAGAAUCAUCCUUCGUAUGUGUUAUGAAUACUGGAAUGGAUGUCUCAAUUUGCAUACUGUGCACCACAAUGUUUCCACUUGCUGAGCCACUUUUAAAAAGAAAUUUCAUGCUUUGAUGUGUUCAUUAUUUCUUGGAAAUUACAAAAUUUAAAAAAAAAAAAAAAAGAAAGAAAGAAAGAAAAGUAAAGAAAUUUUAAAAAAGAAAAGAAAAGAAAUACUGUUACUACUACUGAUGAUGAUGAUGAUGAUACAUACAUACAUACAUACAUACAUACAUACAUACAUACAUACAUAUAUAAUUUUUAAACUUUACCAACUUAUUGUAAUGGACAUUUUCAAAAUAAUCCCAAGUGUAUCCUGGAAACUUAAGCAUCCAGUCAUUAAGUCUGCUACUUCUUCUGAAAUUAUGCUAUGUUUACUAGCAGAUAGAAUAUGCACACACAAGUUUAGCGUGCAGUGUUUGCAGAUUGCAUUCUUUUCUUUGUGAAAACCAUUCCAGUUUCAUACAGGCUACACAUGGAGAGAGAUAACAUUAUAUACAAUAUACAGGAAAAUAAUCAAUUCACAUGUCAGACUGGUUUAUAUUAGUCUGUAAACCAAAAUGUUUUGAAGCUGGACAUGUAUUCUUUAUCCCCAGGUUAGUUUAUUUAGGAGUCACUUCCGUGUGGAAAAUUGAUGUUGUGAUGUCACAGCAUGCAAAUGCAAGGCUGUGGAUGUCAAUAGUAAAGCCUUUGAGUGAAAGCAAAGAGCACACUCUGGUAGGAUUCUGACUUGCCCUUGGAUUACAGAUUGGUACAAUGAGAAUUGACUUUAUUUUCACUUUAUUUUAACUUCAUUCACAGUCAUUAAUGAUAACACUUUAGUUUUAAUAGAAUAUUUGCAGUUAAUUUUCUAUUUUUACAUACUUUUUUUAAUGUAAGCUUAAUAUCUUUUCUCUUUAUUAACUCAUCACUCUCCACUUGGAUCCAAUUUUUUUUUUAUUUGUUAUGUGGAUUGUAUUUGGUAACCUAGCUCCAUGAAAGGACGUUUACUUCAAGAAAUAUGAGCACAUCAAUGGAUAUGCCUGAGGAAGAUGAAUCAGGACAAUCCAGCAAAGCAGAAAAUGUAGAGAGCAUGAGAAACCAGUUGAAAGCAGAGGUAGAAACAAUAGAUGAAUUUGAGAAUAACUGCAUGAAGGAAGCUCUGCUCGCUAGCCGAAAGUCAAAGCCCAAACUUGUGUCUGCUCAGGCUGUGCUCUCAUCCAGACUAGAACCAGAAAUUAUUCAAAAGGAACUGUUUGUGAGUGCUUCAGAAAAGCCAGAGGACUGGGAACCUAACAGUAUGCUGAACUGGUCUGAAACCAACACUGGAGCAAAAGAGAAAGACAGAGAAAAUGAAAAUACGAAACACACUGCUGGUAAAGGGGGUUUAUUUUCUGGUGAAAUGUCCAGAAAGAAUACGUGGCUAGCUGGACAGAGGGAAAGAUUGAGAGGGAAGAGGAGAGAGAGGCUGGAAGGUAGAGCAGAGAACAUAGAGGAGGAGGAUGACAACACCGCUAAUGAGAAAGAAAUGAACCCAGGGAUUAGACUGAGACACACACAAAGGCAGUGGAGCUCUAAGGAAGCACAAGAUGAAGAGUCAGAAAAGGAUGUGACAGGGCUGAGAGGGGCAGCGCAAGGAAAUAUCGAUGGGGACGCAGAGAUGAGAGGAACGAUCCCCCACCGCAUAUUCUCAAAGGUUUUAGCCAAUUCUUUUGCCUCAUCAUCUUCCUCCUCAUCAUCAUCUUUCAACUAUUCUUCAGCGGAAAGUGACGAGGUCUUCAGUGAGGGAGAGGAGAUGGCCAAGAGGAAAGAUGUGAGAAGGUGUCGAUCCUGGAGGACAUUCCUGACUAUGAUGCAGUGGUCAAAGCGCAGGCAGAGUUCCUGGAUACAGCUGGCUGGACACCAAGGUAACUUCCAGCUGGGUGAAAGUGGGGAAGUGCUGAAGAGAUUCAAUGAGGUGGAGGAUACCUGUCUGCAGGCACUCAUGUCUGAUCCACUCCAUCAAUUUGUGCCUCGUUAUCACGGGCACAUCAGCAGGAACGGAGAGAACUACAUCCGUCUGGAGGACCUGCUGAGCGGCCUCAAGCAGCCUGUCAUCAUGGACUGCAAAAUGGGCAUUCGCACCUACCAAGAGGAGGAAAUUGUGAAAGCAAGAACCAAAGCUAGUAUCCGAAGAGAUAUGUACCAGAAGAUGGUGAAAGUAGAUCCUACAGCUCCUACAGAAGAAGAACAUGCACGGAGAGGCGUGACAAAGCUGCACUACAUGCAAUGGAGAGACAGCACAAGUAGUACAGCAACACUAGGAUUCCGCAUAGAAGGCAUAAUGACAGAGAAUGGGAUUGUACAACGAGAUUUUAGUCAAACUCAGAGCAAAGCACAAGUUACAGAGGCCCUGCUAUUAUUUACCAAGAGGCAGGUUGACAUUCUUGAAGCCUAUCUGUCCAGGCUGGAUGUGCUGAAAGAGACAUUAAAGGAGUCUGCCUUUUUCAGAAGCCAUGAGGUAAUAGGCAGCUCUCUCCUUUUCGUCCACGAUCGUCCCACCAACAAAGCCAACAUAUGGAUGAUUGAUUUUGGGAAGACCACUCCAGUGCCCAGUAAUGUGCAUCUAAAGCAUGAUAUUCCAUGGGUUGAGGGAAACCGGGAAGAUGGAUAUCUAUUGGGGCUGGCAUCCCUCAUCUCUUUGCUGCAUGUUGCUAUCAGGGAAAUUAGGGGACAAGGCCUGAAGACCCACCAUUCACUGACAGAGCACAUAGUGUCAGAAUUUAAUCAACACCAGCCUGGGAUAAAUGAGGCAACAACAGACUUUUUAAAGGAAACUACUGUCACCAACAAUAUGGACUGAUGCUGGAUAGAGUCAUUGCAUAUAUCCUGUAUAUACAUCAUACAUACAUACAUACAUACAUACAUACAUA
Molecule: messenger RNA, 3881 nt
Organism: Ictalurus punctatus (channel catfish)
Lineage: Eukaryota; Metazoa; Chordata; Actinopteri; Siluriformes; Ictaluridae
Product: inositol-trisphosphate 3-kinase B
Exons: 7
Coding region: 1991-3811 (606 amino acids)
Biological process (GO): inositol phosphate biosynthetic process
Cellular component (GO): nucleus; cytoplasm
Molecular function (GO): inositol-1,4,5-trisphosphate 3-kinase activity; inositol tetrakisphosphate kinase activity
Source: RefSeq, a predicted model, not a curated record